CACGUACUAAAGGCCGUUUUUUUUUCUACUGAUGAUAAGAAGGAACUCCUCAUAUUUAAACCCUCAGUUUCUUUAGCCACUCCAAGUUGCCGCUGAGGAAAAUGAAGGCAAUUUUUGUCUGUUGUUUGUUUUCUGCUCUCUCGGUAUUGUCCCUAGGUGCGGACACGCCCUGCACCAGUGGCGGGGGAACGUGCCAGGAGGACAGCCUGUCCUGCUCGGGUCACUACCAGUCCGGCCUGUGCUCGGGGUCAGCCAGCCGCCGCUGUUGUCUGCCUGCCACAUCCAGUACUUCGCUAGACUGCGCUGGUUUUAGCAACUGCCACCACGCCAGGGGUACCGCCUAUUACCCGGACAGCAGUGCUCUUGAGGGUGGCUACGUGGACAUGCGCGGUGCUGCCCUCCACACCCUUCAGGACUACCUGGAAGGAAAGGCGUCCUACGUCAGCGUUGCUAUGGACAACAGGGCCGGCAUAGCCUAUGGAACUCGGCUCUGUAUUCGAGAAAUGAACCACAAGUACAACAGGGUCAUCCCCUUUGCGGUCGUUGACACAGGGGGCGCGUUCACAGGUCAAGGCUACUCCAGAAUCGACAUCUGUGUGCGAAGUGCUUCGUACUCCUACGAUGCCACUAUCAACGGCGGCCUCACACUUUGCUUCCAUUAGAUGAGAAAUGUCAAACUUCGAUGACUUCAAUUCUUGUGGACAUCUUUGUCUAACACCAGAACCUUCAGAUGCGACUGUGGUCGUCCUUGUAUGACUGCAGGCUCUCUGUCUGUGGAUGACACACGACUGCGGGUCUCUUAACAGAUGAAAUUAAAAAUAAAAUAUUUUAAGAAUGUU
This is a messenger RNA of Pomacea canaliculata, 839 nucleotides long. RefSeq lists its product as uncharacterized. Bases 102 to 662 code for a protein of 186 amino acids. NCBI's taxonomy places the organism in Eukaryota, Metazoa, Mollusca, Gastropoda, Architaenioglossa, Ampullariidae. The transcript is spliced from 5 exons. The record is from RefSeq and is a predicted model, not a curated record.